AAUAAUUUCGGAAACUAUUACACAAGCAGUCGCCUUCUAGUACCCCACACCUGUCAGUGACCGUGUCGAGUUGAGGGAAAGUUUGCCGAAAUAUAUCUCCAAUACAAUGGCCGCAGCAACUAAAGGACAAGCACUCGUAGCCAAUUUGUUGGCUCAGGCUCGACCGAAAUUCAAUGUUUUCCUGAAAUACGCCAAGGUUGAGUUGACACCACCAACUCCUGGUGACAUUCCAGCCAUCCGCACUGGAAUCGCCAACUUGGUCAAGGGUGCCAGGACCGGUGCAUGGAAAAACCUCACCGUCAAGGAGGCUUGGCUCAACACCCUGGUCACGGCCGAGGUCUUGUUCUGGUUCUACGUAGGCGAAUGCAUCGGCAAACGCCACUUGGUUGGAUACGAUGUUUAAGUAAAAUGCAGUUUACACGUAAUUCGUACUAAUUUAGAUUGAGAAUUUCCAUUAUUGACAAUUUGUCAUUGCAGGCGGCUUGUAAUGAUAAGUGGUCGAUAUAAUAAACGAAAAUACACAAUAAA
Messenger RNA from Hermetia illucens (black soldier fly), 528 nucleotides. It is a transcript of the gene ATPsynG, whose product is annotated as ATP synthase subunit g, mitochondrial. Lineage: Eukaryota; Metazoa; Arthropoda; Insecta; Diptera; Stratiomyidae. The record is from RefSeq and is a predicted model, not a curated record. The coding region runs from base 107 to 403 and encodes 98 amino acids. Gene Ontology annotation, molecular function: proton transmembrane transporter activity. The transcript has 3 exons. Gene Ontology annotation, biological process: proton motive force-driven ATP synthesis.